Messenger RNA from Brassica napus (rape), 3174 nucleotides. RefSeq lists its product as uncharacterized. Lineage: Eukaryota; Viridiplantae; Streptophyta; Magnoliopsida; Brassicales; Brassicaceae. Gene Ontology annotation, molecular function: nucleic acid binding; zinc ion binding. The transcript has 3 exons. Bases 296 to 1609 code for a protein of 437 amino acids. The record is from RefSeq and is a predicted model, not a curated record.
CUUUGUCCCACAUUGGAUGUUUAGAAAACCUACCUCCCUUCCCUUCUUCUAUAUAAGAAACUCCAUCCUUUCUCUUUAUUCUCAUCAAGUCAAAGUAUUUCUUUGCGUGUGACGAGUUGUUGUUGAAUUAUUCGACGACCAGUCACUAGUGAAUUUUCCGGUGGGAUUUCCGGGUGAGCUUCCGGCGAGAUUUCUGGACGAGCUUCCGGUGAGAUUUCUAGACGAGCUUCCGGCGGGUUUUCUAUUGACCUCAGCUGACCGCAUCUUCCGUUGUUCAUUUCAGCCUGUGGCUAAGAUGCCGCCGCGUAAGAGAGUUGUUCGCACUCAGUCCGCUAGUGCUUCACGAGAGGGUGGAGAUGAGAAUGUGCCGCCACCGGUUCCACCGAUUGAUCAGGAUGCCCUUAGGCAGAUGGUGCAGGAUGCUGCCAGACAGGCUGCACAUGAGGCAGUUCAGCAAGCUGUCCAGGAGGCUGCUAGAGUAGCUGCACAGGAAGUGGUUAGGCAGAUGGCUGAGGCUCAGCAGGUUCCGCCAGUUCAGGUUCAGGGGCAUCAGCAGCCCCCUAUUCAGCCGGUUUCACCAGUUCAGGUUCAGGGGCAGCAGCAGCCCCCUAUUCAGCAGGUUCCUGAGGUUGAUGAGACGCUUAUGCAGGUGAUGAAACAGAUGAAAACUGUGGAUUUGGAGACUUUUGGGGGAACAGUAGACCCUUUUCAGGCUUAUAAUUGGAAGCAUAGAUUAGCUACGUGUCUGCAGACUAUCAAUUGUCCGUUGCGCCUUUGCCUUAAUAUCGCAGAGUUGUAUCUGCGUGGGGAUGCAUUAGUAUGGUGGGAUGGAGUGCAAUCGAUGCGUGAUGGCGAUAUGACUUAUGAGGAUUUCCUCAUUGCGUUCGACAAAAAGUAUUUUCCUAGAGAAGCAUUGCACCAGAAGAAGAAUGCUUUUGAGCAUCUGAGGCAGGGUACUAGGAGUGUCAGAGAGUAUGAGCGGGAGUUUUGCCAACUCCGCUUGUUUGCUGGUAAUAAUUUUGAUGCGGAGGACUUGAUCAGGAGAUUCUUAGAUGGGAUGCGAGUUGAUCUUCGCGGCAGGUGCAGUAUGGUUACUUACACAAGCUUGGAGGAUCUGGUAGAGAAGGCUGCUGUGCAGGAGGCAUGUAUUGCAGAGGAGCAGAAGUACUCUAAGGCCCAACCUAAGACUGAAAGAACUUCAGGGUCACCGAACAUGGCAGGGGAUCAGUCAGGAACACCCAGUUGUGAGCGCUGCCAUCGCUACCAUUUUGGAGAUUGCGUCAUGUGUUUUGCAUGUGGGCGGUUAGGCCAUGUGGCCAAGUAUUGUCGAUUUACAAAAGUGGAUGGUACUGGUACCGGACAGGUUACAGCACCAACGACACUAGCAGCGGCUUCAAAGAAGUGUUAUGGCUGUGGCCAGCCUGGUCACAUUUUCAGGGAUUGCCCGAGGGGGGGACGUGUAGAGAAUCCAUCACCAGCUAAGCGCCAGGCUAUCGCACCACGAGUAGCAAGAGGCAACGAGAGAGUUGAGCCGGCUGAUGGUAUGUAUCUUUUCACUUUGGUAGUUUACGUUUGUGCAUGUUGUCUUUUGCGGUUAUCAUUUGUUUAAAAAAAGAAGAAGUUGUGCUUAAGAUCAGUAGCGGCUGAGUAUGAGAGAUUUCACCUUAUUUGAUAUGGGAGGACCACAUAGUUUGGAGUAUCUACAGCGAACAAACGUCUUUAUAACAAAAGUAACUCAUGCUGAAGACAUCUUAUUCCUUUUCUCGACUCAGGAUUUGAAUUCGGGGACGAAUUCCUUCUUAGUGGGGAAGAAUUGUAACGACCCAGAUUUUUUUUGGUGGGCCAGUUUGGCCUUUAUUAAAAAUUAAAGUCUAAUUCUCUCUUUUUACUUUGUCCCACAUUGGAUGUUUAGAAAACCUACCUCCCUUCCCUUCUUCUAUAUAAGAAACUCCAUCCUUUCUCUUUAUUCUCAUCAAGUCAAAGUAUUUCUUUGCGUGUGACGAGUUGUUGUUGAAUUAUUCGACGACCAGUCACUAGUGAAUUUUCCGGUGGGAUUUCCGGGUGAGCUUCCGGCGAGAUUUCUGGACGAGCUUCCGGUGAGAUUUCUAGACGAGCUUCCGGCGGGUUUUCUAGUAAGUUUGUUGCCUCCUUAUUUCUAGUUAUAGGAAUAUUUUAAGAAAGUUUCUAAUUUAGGAAAUAAGUUAUAUUAGGAAAGUUUCUAUUUUAGGAAAGUUGCCAUUUUAGGAAAGUUGCUAUUUUAGGAAAGUUUCUAUUUUAGGAGAGGUUUCAUUUUAGGAAAGUUUCCAUUUUAGGAAACUUAUUUCCAGAGAAGCUGAGCUUAAGUCGUUGAUUCUCGUGUUGCAGUUGACCUCAGCUGACCGCAUCUUCCGUUGUUCAUUUCAGCCUGUGGCUAAGGUGAGAGCUAUCCCAUUAAAUCCCGAGCUAGUUUAGUACUACUAUUAUGGAAAGUUUAGUUUCGAAACAUGAUCCGUCUCUGUGAAUUGAGUCUGUUUGAGAGUCUUGUUUGUUUAUUAUUACUAUUGAUUGUUAAACCGAAAAUAGGAUAAUAGAGGAUUCAACGGUUGACUGAAUUGAAUGAAUUAAGAACUGUUAUUUAUAUAUGUAUAUACAUAAGUCUGUUAUGAGAUUGCGGGGCACAAAGAUGUUGUGCUAACGGCGCAUUGUGUGGAGAUUGCGGGACACAGAGACGUUUGUGUUAGCGGCGCAUUGUAUGGAGAUUGCGGGGCAUAUGGACGUCUAUGCUAGCGGCGCAUUGUAUGAGGGAUUGCGGGGUACAAAGACGUUUGUACUAGCGGCGCAUAGGUGAUUGCGGGGUACAAGGAUGGACUCUUGUACUAGCGGCGCAUAGAGUUAUAUAUUUAUAUCCGUAUAAGGAGAAUGCGGGGUGUGUGAUCUAGUUAUGCACUAUCAGCGCAUUUGAUGUUUUUAUGUGGUGUAUUAGACACUGUGUUUGUUUUAUGCUAGAACUAGGCCUACAUAGUCGUAGUGCUAUGUACUGAGUCAGUGGUUUGUGGUUUAGCAUCCCAUACCUCACGGAGUAACUCCCCUGUUACUCACCCCUCCUUCUUUCCCCCUUUCAGGUGAGACUGACGAGCAGGAGUGAUUGCUAUCGGAUUGGUGCUUUGGGAGUUUUAUUUCUUUCUUUUUCAAACU